CCAAGAUAGACAGCGACAUCAAAUACGACCUGUUUCUGCCAAGUAUAUUCAUUGCGCGUUCCUGUCACCGACUGCGUUGUAAUGGACGUGUGGAGACAUGUACGGCACGACUUGAUUAGUUCUUGGCGAAGGACCUAGAUUGAUAUAAGAAACAUCACAAUAACCCCAUCAAAUCAUACACAUCAUCAUCAAUAUUCCAGUAUCUCAAUCUCAUCCUUUGAAAUCAUUCAUAACACCGAUAUGCGCGUCGAUAGUCUCCCCAUCAUUCUGACGCUUGUCGCCCUGGGUGCCUGCGAGAACAACGUUGAGGCCGACGAUGUCCCGCAAGCGUGCCGCAGUGUCGAUGCCUGUCUAAAUAUCUUCGAACUCUCCAGAACCUGUGAUGAGUCGACGAGCAACUCCGACGGCUACAACGACUGUGUGUGCGGAUCGACCAUUGCACAGAGCACCUUGACAGACUGUGCCGAUUGUGUUGCCCGAAACGUGCAGCAGAUCGAAGAUCGCACAGAUAAUGACGUGACGGACUUGAUGUCCGAUUGCGGGUGGACUUACACCGGCACGAUUUUGUCGAGUGGAAGCGCUACGAUGAGGGCUACAACCAGUGCUGCAACAACUGCUUCUACGACCCUCUUGUCGCAGUCCGUCGCUUCGACAAUUGUGACCAUCACGAGUUCCGAUACCACGUUCGUGAGCACGCAGACCUCGGUUGUGGGAGCAUCUGCUACUACCGGUUCGAGCUCUGAGGCAAAGGCGCCGAUGGUGACUGCUGCUGCAGGUAGCUUUCUCUUUGGAAUGGCUUUGGCUCUGCCUGCGUUACUAUGAAUAAGUUCGAUGGCGAUUCUGAGUAGCUGAGUUGAAUAUGGUAUCAUCACAUGAUAAGACGUGCUGGCACGCAACAUGGUGGUUGAAGGGAUUAUCUCGCGGUUGGGAUGGUUAAGUAUCUGGAAUUAUCCGUACGUGUUAUGUUUUCGAAGUAUAUUUCACUGAGUGAACCCAUUGACCGACAAGCUCAUUGUAAUGAAAUAUUUAUCUAUGGUCACAUACAUAUAACUAUAUCAUCGUAUUACAAUGAUAAACUCGAAGCUUCGGCACAUUAUGAUAG
Pseudomassariella vexata is the source of this 1102-nucleotide messenger RNA. RefSeq lists its product as uncharacterized. Bases 241 to 822 code for a protein of 193 amino acids. NCBI's taxonomy places the organism in Eukaryota, Fungi, Ascomycota, Sordariomycetes, Amphisphaeriales, Pseudomassariaceae. The transcript is spliced from 2 exons. The record is from RefSeq and is a predicted model, not a curated record.